AUGUUCGGAACGGCGAUUCUCAAGACGGCAGCGUUGCUUCUCGUUGCUGCUGGGUCGGCAUUUGCUGCACCUUCGACACUCCUUCAGUCACGAUCCAAGUCUCCCAUUACGCACCUUGGAUCUCAGGGCCCCAUCUUGUCCGGCGGUGUCAUGACCAAAGAUAUUGUCUACACCAGUGGCACGAUCCCCUCUGUCAAUGGCACGAUCCCUGAAGGCAUUGAAGCCCAGACGGCUGCUGUCAUCAACAAUAUCGGGCUCAUCCUGGAAGAAGCGGGCACGUCGUGGGACAUGGCCAUCAAAACGACGGUGUUCCUCGCCAACAUGGACGAUUUUGCUGCGAUGAACGGCGUGUACGGCAAGCUGCUGCCCAACCCGAAGCCGGCACGAACGACCAUCCAGGCGGGCAAGCUGCCAGGCAACUUUCUGGUGGAGAUUGAAGCUGUGGUGGCGCGUCCUCACUGCUAAUAAGGCUUUGGGCUUGGUCGGUCGCAUCAUGUGUCUGGCUCAAGUGUAACAGGGUUGUCCACUGCGAUUGAAAGAUGCAUGCGAUUCAAUGAUGACGGAAUGCAUGACUGAGCUGAAACCAGGCCCGUACACUGUGAAAGAGGCAAUUGCCGAUUGGACUGCACCGUUAUAGGAAUAGCUUCACGGAGCACCAGCAUGGCCUUGGGCGCAUUGCGAAGUUAUGUGGUGAUGUCUCGGGGAAAUAGCCGUCUUUGUUCCCAACCUACCUAGGUACCUAAGUUAGGCAUGUAAGCACUGGUAGAGGCAUGGAGCAGUCCUUGUUCGUCUUCUGGCGGCAGGAAUGAGCGCUGUGGCUUCGGGAAGUAUUGGGGUGCCGAGUAGAAAAUGAGGAGGGAGCAGCUCGGACCACCCUCGACAAGU
Verticillium dahliae VdLs.17 is the source of this 885-nucleotide messenger RNA. RefSeq names its product translation initiation inhibitor. Lineage: Eukaryota; Fungi; Ascomycota; Sordariomycetes; Glomerellales; Plectosphaerellaceae. Gene Ontology annotation, molecular function: deaminase activity. Bases 1 to 465 code for a protein of 154 amino acids. Gene Ontology annotation, cellular component: mitochondrion; cytosol. The record is from RefSeq and is a predicted model, not a curated record. The transcript is spliced from 3 exons.